AUGAUUUCUCCCGAAACUGUAUAUCCAAAAAUAAAUGAAAAUGAGGAAAUAACUUUCAGUGAUGAUUCUAAAAAACAUGAACCAUUAUUCAAUAUACAAAACGACCAAUUUCCUUAUUUACCAUUAGAUGUAUUAGAAUUAGAUUGUAAUCUGGGAUAUGUAAUAAAUGCCAUCAACGUGAUGAACAAGGAUAAGGUGUUCAUGUACUUAAUAGAGCAAACGAAUACCAUACAAGUAAAUAAGACCCGUUCACUAAUUUAUUUUAUGGAUAAAAUGAAACAUGUUCCAUAUAUUCAACAACUUAUUGAUGUAAUCGAAGAUGAAAACUACUUGGCUAUUAUUUGGGAGGAUCCUGGUCAGCCAAUGUUUGAAUUGCUCCAACGUGCUGGGCAUAAUUUGAACCUUAGGGAAAUCUUUUGUCAGAUUUGUUUAGCUCUUGCAAAUCUGCAUGAUAAUAAUUUAGCACAUAUGUCCUUAAAUUGUGAUACCCUUUGGAUCAAAAAUAAUAAUGUGAAACUUGUAGAUUUCGCUUCAUUAGGUCAUUUUACCACCGCAAAUAUUGUUCACAUUGUACAAACAUUGAAUUCUAGUGUAUAUGAUAUAUUUACUUCACCCGAAAUUAUUGAACGACAACCUUGCUGGGGUUGGAGACCCGAUGUUUGGGCUCUGGGUGUUGUUUUUUACUAUACGAUAGUAGGCCAAUUUCCUUGCGAUGGUGAUUAUAUAAGGUUUCAUCAAGAGAUAAAAAAUGGCACAUUUUUGUUUCCUGAGAACAUGGAUCCAAACGCUUGUGAUUUGUUAUCACGUAUGUGGGAUCCAGAUCCAACUAAGAAAUUCGAUAUGUGGGAUGUUAGAAAACACCCGUUUUUGACCCCUUUAUCGACACCAUCAAUGAAGGAAGAAGAACAACAACAGCAAUAUGAACAAACAAAACAUAAACGUUCAAUAUUUAAAAAAUAUCGUAAAUAUCGUAAAGAUCGACACGUUAAAAAAAAAUCUGGCACGGAUGUAAAUAUCUUAUAUGAUGAUAAAGACUCGACAAAAACUUUUAUAAAAAAGAAAUCAUUUAAUUUUACGUCUAAAUUUCGAUGUGUCAUGAAAAAACUUACAACCAUCUAUAAACCGAAUCAAAACCCUGUCAAAAGGUUGUAA
Messenger RNA from Cetraspora pellucida, 1152 nucleotides. The record is from the annotation of a GenBank genome assembly. NCBI's taxonomy places the organism in Eukaryota, Fungi, Glomeromycota, Glomeromycetes, Diversisporales, Gigasporaceae.